AUAAUGUAGCUAGUUUAGUAAUUCGUAGCAAUGACGCUAAGUGGAGCGAGUUUUAGGUCAGUCCUCACUCACUCUUCCCGCCCAAAUCCCAAAUCCCAAAACCCUCUCUCUCUAUCUCUCCUUUCUCUGCUAGCUUAGCUUAGCUAGGGUUCUUCAACUGCAAUGGUCUCCGUCGAUGAGAUCAAUACCAAAAUGAUAGAAUUACAAGACGAAGUUGAAGGCGAAUGCGUCAACAACACCGACUUCUACUUCGAUCAAAUCGGCGAACCCCUCCCAAUCAAACCCUCCGACUCCGACCCCAUUUUCGAUCUCCAAGCCCUUCCCUCUCAGCCACUCGCCGUCUCCGAACACCACCGCCUCAUCUUCGUCGCGCACUCCGAUGAAUUCUGCGUCGCCAGAACCAAGGACGCUAUCGAUUCCGCCAAGUCCUCUCCUUCUUCUUCUAUUCAGGAAUUGAGCAUCGUUGAUGUUCCGAUUGGCAAGGUUCACAUCUUGGCUCUCUCCACCGAUAAUUCAACCCUCGCUGCCUCUGUUGCUUCUCAUAUCCACUUCUUCUCCGUCACUGCGCUUCUCAAUCAGGAAAUUGAACCAUCUUUUUCUUGCUCUGUUGAUGAAACGAGCUUUGUAAAAGACUUCAGAUGGAGAAAAAAGUCAGAAAAUUCUUAUGUUGUUCUUUCGAAUUCUGGGAAGUUAUAUCAUGGAGCCGUGGAUGGGCCGUUUAAAGAAGUAAUGGAUAAUGUUGAUGCUGUUGAAUGGAGUGCAAAAGGAAAGUUUGUUGCUGUGGCAAGGAAAAAUGUCCUUAGCAUUAUGUCCUCAAGAUUCAAGGAGCGGUUCUGUAUGUCACUAUCAUUUAAGUCAUUGAUUGGUGAUUCUGACUGUAGUGCAAAAGUGGAUUCUAUCAAGUGGGUUCGUCCAGAUUGCAUUAUUCUAGGAUGCUUUCGACUUACUGCAGAUGGCCAAGAGGAAAAUUACACUGUCCAAGUUAUCAGAAACAAAGAUGGCAAAAUUACUGAUGCUUCUUUUGAGCCAGUUGUACUAUCCUUCGAUUAUUUGUUUGAAGGUUUUUAUGAUGACAUUUUACCCUUUGGAACUGGACCGCACUUAUUCUUGAGCUAUUUAGAACAAUGUGAGCUCGCAAUUACUGCUAACAGGAAGAAUACAGAGACGCAUAUUGUGUUUCUUGGUUGGUCACUGGGUGAUGAGCUCAAUGAAGUUGCAGUUAUUGAUAUUGAACGAGAAAAAUGGAAACCGAAGAUUGGGCUUCAAGAUAAUGGUGAUGAUAAUUUGAUCCUGGGGCUUUGUGUCGACAAAGUUUCACUCUAUGAGAAAGUCAAAAUCCAACUUGGAGUGGACGAACGUAUAGAGCUCUCACCAUAUUGCAUUCUUCUAUGCCUUACUCUGGAAGGAAAGCUUGUCAUGUUCCAUGUGGCCAGUACUAGAGAAACUGCAGUUCCACCUGCGGUUAUUUCUGCCUCUUCUGAGGAGGAAGAUGAGGUAGUGGAUACUCAUGCAGCAGUACCUGUACAAUGUGAUCUAUCCAAAUCUUCACUUGGAUUGGACAAACCAGAAUCAGAGCAUGUGUCUUUGGGUUUUCAGUUCCAGGAGGGGAACAAAAAGGAACUUAAUGUGACUGGAGUUGGUGAGAUUCUUAAGAGAACUGAUCCAAAGCCUUCUGAUUCAGUGUCUCCAGUUGUUGCCAGUCCAGUAUCCUUUAAUGACAGUUUAUUGAAGAACCAGAAAGUUGAAUCCCAGCGAAAUUCAUUGUCCUUUGAAGCUGAUAGACAACAAACUGUCCCUGUUACAAAGCUGUUGCAAGACACAGAUGGUCAACCAAUACAGCCUUCCAGCCAGCAAAGCACAAAAUUAGACCAAUCACCUAAUAAAGCUUCUUUUAACAUGGUUAGUGACUUGAGCAAGACCGGAACACAAAAAAUUGGAUCUGACCCUGCUUUUGGAGUAAAUAGUCCAGUUGAUAUCCCUGGGCAAUCAGAUCAUAAGAAUUUAUCAAAUAGUGUUGGGACAAGCGAGGAAUUUCUAGGAAAUAUUAGAUCAACUAGCUUACAGAGUGCUUCAUCUCAGUCACGGUCAAGUGGAAAUUAUGUCUUUCCAAAAGACAGUAAUUCAAGAUCCUCACUUUUUCCUUCAGGCUCUAUUCAAGGCAACCGAACUGAAAACUCUGGCCUUUCUUAUGGCUUUUCAAAUGUUUCUGGAGGCCUGGCUGUUAAACCUUUUAAUUUAAAGGAUUCCAUCGGUACAUCAACUUCAGUAAAUUCUUCUGGUAGAUCAGUUCAGAUUGGGGGACAGAGAACUUCAGUAGGGGCAGGGAAUAUUGAAUCAUCACCUUCUGUUCAUAGCUUACAAACGUCUUCACAGGAAAAGUUUGCGUUGGGAAAGUAUGGCAACCAUAAUGUUCAUCCUUCCAAGGAAAAUUAUCGGACUCAGCCCCCGUCAGCCAUGCUGAAUUCUGAACCAAACUCAUCAAAACAAUUUGGAAAUAUAAACGAGCUGACCAAAGAGCUUGAUAAACUUUUGGAAUCUAUAGAAGCCGUGGGUGGUUUCAGGGAUGCCUGCACCAUCAAUCAGAAAAGUUCAGUUGAAACAUUGGAGGAAGGCAUGAGGACCCUUUGUGAGAAAUGCGGAAUAUGGAAGAGCAUAAUGGAUGAACGACUUGGUGAGAUCCAAAAUCUUCUUGAUAAAACUGUACAAGUUUUGGCAAGGAAAAUAUACAUGGAAGGCAUUGUUAAGCAAGCUUCUGAUAGCCAAUAUUGGGACCUCUGGAAUCGCCAGAAGUUGAGUUCUGAACAUGAGAUGAAGCGUCGUCAUAUAUUACAAAUGAGUCAGGAUUUGACCAAUCAAUUAAUUGAAUUGGAAAGGCAUUUCAACAACCUUGAACUCAAUAAAUUUAGUGAAAACGGUGGAUCUCAUGUAGGUUGGAGAGCUCAACAGAGUAAAUUUAGGCCUUCAAGACAGACUCAGUCCUUGCAUAGUUUACACAGCACAAUGAGUUCACAAUUAGCAGCUGCUGAGCAACUUUCUGAAUGUCUGUCAAAACAAAUGGCAGUUUUAAAUAUAGGAGCACCUGUAAAACAACAGAAUGUAAAAAAGGAGUUGUUUGAAACAAUAGGGAUCCCCUAUGAUGCCUCUUUCAGCUCUCCAGAUGCAACAAAAGUUAGUGAUACCCCUUCAACUAAGAAACUCUUGCAUUCUUCUGGUUCUACUGCUGCUAAAGAUGAGUCUCGGAGAAAACAAUUGAGUGCUAUGAAGAGUUCUGAACCAGAAACAGUGAGGAGGAGGAGAGACUCAUUAGAUCGGAGUUGGGCUAAGUUUGAACCUUCAAAAACAACUGUUAAACGGAUUCUUUUGCAAGAACACCACAAGGCAAGCAUGAAUGGGUCAUCCUUUCUAGUGGAUAAGCAGCAUUUUAACCCUCACAUGCUUAAUGUUUCAGCAGCUGAGCGCCCACUGGUUCGUAUAACCUCUUCACCCUAUUCGUCUCAAGACAAAGUGUAUUCUGCAGGCAUUCAGGAUACAUCUACAAAACAAGCCUCUAAGAACCCAAUUCAAUUCACACGGGCGAAUGAGCUUCCAGCACCAUCACAAUCUGUGGGGCUAAAGUUCCCUACAUUGCAAACAGACAAUGUUUCAGCAUUGUCAUUUCUGUCAGCAUCUGAAUUUUCACCUGUAAUAGGAAAAGAUCGCACGAGGGAAACUCAUGAUAUCACCAUAGGACAUUCCUUUAGCGAAAUAACUUACAAUCCUGGUUCAGUUCCAUUAAAUGAGGCCAAGUCUAUGGUGCAGUCUGAAACUAAACAACAUCAAAAGCCGUCGAUAUCCACAAUGUUCCCCACACAAACAGUGUCAUUGCUGAAGAAAUCCAGUGAAAUGUUUAAUUCAAGUAGUAAAGAAACUACGCUUACUUCCACAAUUGGAACUAUUAAGGAUAAGGCUUCAACUACAAAAAGUUCACUUUUUGAAUCUGGAGAAAAUUAUGACUCUCCAUUCUCUUCCACAUUUGGUGUUUCUGCAGUGCCCACCCUGAGUGGAAAAUUUCAAUUUCCUGCAGGCAAAAGUGAGCCCAGUGAAAAUGUGUUAGUUUCUUCUACAUCCUUGGUACUUUCAGCUCCAUCAUCUCCAAUGAUCAAGUCGAUGACAGCUCCUCAAUCCUCAUCAGCUACUCCAACCUUUUUAUCUUCAAUGCCCCUGAGCAGACCUUUCACCACUUCUAAUGCAAGUGCAGAUGCUAACCUAACAGUACCAACAUCCUCAUCAUCAGCUUCCCCUUCUUUAAUUACCUCUUCCUCUGGUCCCUUUUCCCUGCAGGCUUCUAAAACAUCGGUGCCCUUAUCUACUCCAAUAUCUGAGUCUCCUAAAACAGAUCUUCAACCUCCUACGGCCAAAUCUAGUUUGAAAACAGAUAAGGAUGCUAGUAAACAAGUAUCAUCUCUGCAGUCUGAGCCUCCCAAAGGUGAAAUUGAAUCAAAGCUUGAACCUUCAGUAACAACUGACCCUACAAUUGAAAUUUCAACCAGUCUGACAUCUGGAAGCCAGCCCAGUUUCAGUAACAUGGCAAACCCUGCACCUAACGUGACAUUGAAUGCUCUACCAGCACAGCCAUCUACUGCACGUGUUCUAUUCCCAACAUCGCUCCCAACUUCUGGAAGCACAACUGGAGAAAAGAAUGAAAGUUUGGAUGUUGCAGAAACAGAAGAGGAUGAGAUGGAGGAGGAGGCUCCUGAGACAAGUAACACAGCAGAACUUAGUUUGGGAAGCCUUGGUGCAUUUGGUAUUGGCUCAACCCCUACUGCAACUGCUCCAAAAUCAAAUCCAUUUGGUGGUCCAUUUGGUAAUGCAUCAUCAAGUCCGAUGAGCUCGGCAUUUGAUAUGACGGUUCCUAGUGGACAGCUGUUUCGUCCUGCAUCUUUUAGCUUCCAGUCUCCCCAGUCUUCACAACCAUCUCAACCAACAAAUUCGAGUGCAUUCUCUGGUGGUUUCAGUACUGGAACAACAGCUCAAGCUCCAACUCAAACUGGGUUUGGCCAGCCAGCACAGAUUGGAUCAGGACAGCAAGCACUGGGAUCUGUUCUUGGGUCUUUUGGACAAUCAAGACAGAUUGGUACCGGUUUACCAGGUACAGGUUUUGGAUCUCCCAGUGGUUUUGGUGGUGGUGGCUUCACUGGCACUAGUUCCCCUGGUGGGUUUUCAAGUGCUGCUACUGGUGGUGGCUUUGCUGGUAUAUCAUCUACCGGUGGUGGGUUUGCUGGUGUGGCUUCAGGGGUUGCCGGAUUUGCAAGUGUGGCUUCAGCUGGUGGGUCUGGGGGAUUUUCUGGUGGUGGGUUUGCUGGUGCUCCCUCAGCUGGUGGUGGAUUUUCUGGUGCUCCUGCAGCUGGUGGUGGAUUUGCCGGUGCUCCCACAGCUGGUGGCGGAUUUGCCGGUGCUCCCGUAGCUGGUGGUGGAUUUGCCGGUGCUCCCACAGCUGGUGGUGGAUUUGCCGGUGCUCCCUCAGCUGGUGGUGGAUUUGGGGCUUUUAACAGCCAACAAGGAAGUGGUUUUUCUGCUUUCAGUGGAAGUACAGGAGGAACUGGAAAACCUACCGAGCUCUUCACACAGAUUAGAAAAUAGUUUUAUUGGGUUAUCGCUAAAAACUCAUAGGAAGCUUAAUUUGAUCACCAAAGUCUCAUUCCAAUGAAGGCAGUCACUUGACAACCACCUAAUAGUGGUAAAUGAUAGAUUCAUUAGGUCAUUGGCUGUUCAUCUUAUCAUGAUAUGUGUCAUAAGAUUCCGAGUCAUGUACAUUGAUAUAAACUUCCAAUAGGUUAAAGUUUUUUGUUUUUUUAUUAUUAUUUUUAAACACAAGUGUAGUAGCAAGUAGCAAGUCAAACUAAUUUAGCUGCUCCGAAUUGUGACUGGUGGUUGUUCCCCUUUUUUCCUUGCAUGACAGUGCCUGUACCGAAGGAGACCAUGCAAAGUCUGGUGAUGAGCCAUGUUGUUUGGUGGGAUCAGUAGUAAGUUCAGCGUACACUUCUCUAGUGUUUCUUAUUGAUGGACGACCAAAACAUGCAUAGUUGAAACGUGAGCCCGUCUGAAUGGGAACAGAUCAAUUCAUUUA
Molecule: messenger RNA, 6106 nt
Organism: Quercus robur (English oak)
Lineage: Eukaryota; Viridiplantae; Streptophyta; Magnoliopsida; Fagales; Fagaceae
Product: nuclear pore complex protein NUP214-like
Exons: 15
Coding region: 163-5619 (1818 amino acids)
Biological process (GO): RNA export from nucleus
Molecular function (GO): structural constituent of nuclear pore
Source: RefSeq, a predicted model, not a curated record